GGCCACCACCGGGUUGGUGUCUUCAGACUCGAGAUGGACAUCACUGACAGGAUUAACUUGCUGCCAGAUGCAGUGCGGCGGCAAAUCCUGCAUGCCAUCUGCGGGACAACAGGACACCAACCUGAACAUGACGAUCCCAAUACCAAGGACACCGCCACACAUAUCAACAGCUAUGGGCCUAGUAAUGCAUCAAGUCGUGCGGACGCUCCGAGCCCAGCUCGUCUUGACAUUGCCUGCGAAAUUAAGCUAGUGGGGGGCGCAUGUAUCAUCGACAACUUUAUUUCAACGGAAGAAGUAACGGCUGCACGCGAAUGCGCUCGCCAAGCCCUCAAAGAGGGUCAACACCAGGCGGCUAUUGGGGGCGCUGUGCCUCAGCCAGGAGAGGGGCGGCAGGUGGAUGAGAAGGCCCGCGGAGACGUGGUCGUGUGGCUCAAUCCGGAACGUGAGGCAGCGGCGGGGCGGGGCCCUAUGGCGGCGCUGCUGGGGCGGUUGGAGGCUGUACGGCAGCACCUGGAACGGCAGGGUUGGGAUGUGGUGGGUCGCCCCCGCUUCCAACUGGCCUGCUACCCGGGGGCCGGCGCCCGCUACGUGCGCCACGCGGACGCCUCGCCCACCUGCCCCUCGCGCCGCGUCACCGCCAUCGUGUACCUCAAUGAACCCGAUUGGCAGCCGCAGACCGACGGCGGUUGCCUGGCCCUCUACUCCGCCCCUCAUCACCACCACCACCCCCAUCCCAACCACCCCAACCACCCCUCCCUGCGCGGUGCCGGCCUGGCUGCCGGCGAGCCCGCGCUGCUGGUGGCUCCGGUGGGCGGGCGGCUGCUGCUGUUCGAGUCGCACCUGCAGCACGAGGUGAUGCCGGCGUAUAGGCACAGGUACGCAGUCACCGCCUGGUUCCACUGCCGCAACCCGCACGCCCCCACACCACCCGCGUCCGGAGACACCCCCGGCAUCAGCAACAGCAGCAACGGCAACAUGAAUGGCAGCAGCAACGGCAUCAGCACCAACCACCCCUCUCCCCCAGC
Molecule: messenger RNA, 1025 nt
Organism: Astrephomene gubernaculifera
Lineage: Eukaryota; Viridiplantae; Chlorophyta; Chlorophyceae; Chlamydomonadales; Astrephomenaceae
Source: the annotation of a GenBank genome assembly